Messenger RNA from Guillardia theta CCMP2712, 1202 nucleotides. RefSeq lists its product as hypothetical. Bases 95 to 571 code for a protein of 158 amino acids. The record is from RefSeq and is a predicted model, not a curated record. Lineage: Eukaryota; Cryptophyceae; Pyrenomonadales; Geminigeraceae. The transcript has 3 exons.
AGACGUUAAUUCACUCACUCGCAACAAGCUGGAAUUCUCUGUUGUGCACCGCAGGAUCAGGGUUAGUGAACUGCAUGAGAGCGUGACAUCAAGGAUGUCCAAGAACGUCACGAGCUUUGUCAAUCAGACGGUCCCAAACUUUGACAACAACAUUCAGAACCCUGGCCUGAUUGCAGCAAUAUGCUUCGGUGGUGUUAUGACAGUCCUUUGGUUCUUGUGGGUGCGGGGAGGCAUGCCUACGGAUCAUAUCAUGAAGAUGAUAGAUGAGGAGAAGAAGAUGCUCGAGAGUGGGCAGCUCAAGAAUACUCUUCAGAGUCAAGUCCGUCUAGGAUCAUCGUUGCAACGAAAAGAUCAGACAAGUGAGGCAAUCAAACAGCAGAUCCGAGAUCUCGAUGAUCGACUUAGGGAGUUGUGUUCCGAAGACAACAACGAUGAACAGGAGCGAUCAGAAGCUGAUGCGGCAGGAGUUGGAAACAAUCAUUUCAAGUAUGAGACGCCAUCCCAGAUCAAGCUGGAGAUUGCUGCGUUGGAGCGGAAGAUACAAUCUCAUGCAGGGGGUAUGAGGAUGUGAAAUCGACAGACACAGUCACCAAUCGUGAAUGAUACGUCCCAACUGCCGAGCCUGGAGAGCCGGAGAGCCGUUCGAGUCGCAUCUUGGCGCUACCAGGAACUGCCCAGCUGUCAGUCCAACUCAAAUGCGACGAAUCAUGUUAUGAGGGCAGCGCAGCCUUCAAGUCGGGCGAUCCGACAGUGUAACAAGGACUCCUCUCCCGGCGGUUCCCGAGAACCGGGGGCCCGGCAGGCCGCCGGCGGCCGGUCCGUCCGUGCACCGUCGGCACUCGCCAGUGACAGGCCGCGCUGCAAACGGGCCGGGAGACCGUCCGACGGCGGGCCGCUGUGCCGCAUGCCCGCCGCCAGUGGCGCCCGCCGUGAACUUGCGCGGCUGUGACGUGACGUUAUCCGUGAUAGUGCCGUCGGAACGAGGUGGGCCAUCCGUGAAUGGUCCGAUGAUAAGCAAGAAGCCUUGGCUGAUUUGAUAUGAUUCAUUGUCUAAGGCUUAUUGUCAGUCCGGCGGGUACUAUCAGUUAGGCGCCUGAGUCCCCAGCGGCGCCGUUACUCAGUAGUUAUACACUGCCGACUCUCGAUGCAAGAACCUCUCAGCUUCAUAUAAUAUUGAAUGAUUGAACCGUGAUUUCUUGCCA